CGUGUAGGGAAGUCAGUCAGCCCGCGACCAUCACUGAGGGAACAUUGUCGCUCCCGGGGGCAGCUCUUACUUCAGUCUGAGGGAGGGACCCGGCGUGUAAGAUAACUUUAAGCAGUGUAUCACCUCCCGACAUCAGUUGAAGAACUUGGGUGAUAUACCAUCCGUCUAUAACUGAGGCGGAGAUGGCGAAACUGUGGAGUGUGUUCGUGGUGACUGUGUUGGUGACGUGCAGUGAGGGGCGCACCGUCGACGGAGGGAGGAACGAUGCAGAAAUUCUCAAAGUUCAACAUCCUCUCGCUGGGGGGAUCAUGAAGCUUCCCUUGAUUAAAGCGGAACACGAGAACGACCUGCCACUAGGACUUAACGACAUUCAAGGCGGGUUAAUGGACAAAGGUGAUAAUGACGUAGCGGAGGUUGUGACGACUGCGGUCACCACCACGACCCAGCACACGCCCACUGUCCCUGAGCAUAAUGAUAUUGCGUCUCUCGAUCACGUUGUUGAAAACACUCCAGACGAAGUGACUGAGGAACAUCGUAUGGAAGACGACAAUUUUGACGAAGAUAUUUUUCAAAAUGAGGGAGAUUUGGUGGUCAUCAUGAGACGGAUGUAUGAAGCCUUAACUAGGAGAUUGAACGUGCUCAAGUCUCGCGUCACCAGUGUGGAGCAGACUGCUGGCGAUGUCUUCGCCCGACUCACGGUGCUCGACUGUGCUGAUCUACUUGCGAGAGGGAAGAAAGAGUCUACAGUGUACACCUUUCACAUGGACCACAACGGUAAGAGACCAGUGACCGUCUUCUGUGAUAUGGAGACUGACGGAGGUGGGUGGACGGUCAUACAGAGGCGUCUUCAACACGCCCACGCCACAGACUUCAACCGUGGCUGGUACGACUAUAAGAUGGGCUUCGGCAACGCCUCUAGUGACUACUGGAUUGGCCUGGAAAACAUAUACAUCUUGACGAACACUCGACACUAUGAGAUGCGUAUAGAUCUCACCGACUUCGAGGGUGAGUCUGCCUACGCCCAAUACGACCGUUUCCACAUCGAGAAUGAGGCUCAGGGCUACCGACUUCAUAUUUCUGGCUACAGUGGUACAGCAGGCGACGCUCUGGGCAACGAGGGAAAACCUGACAACUUCACCGCCGACGGGAUGAUGUUCACCACCCACGACGAGGACCAUGACACCUCCCACGAGAUCAACUGCGCCAAGUACUGGAAGAUCGGAGGCUGGUGGUUCAACAGGUGCUCGUGGGCCAACCUAAACGGCCCAUACAAGGAAUCAGGCGACGGCAUUGGCAUCAACUGGCACAUGUGGCGUAACAAGGAAUAUCUCCGCUCAUCGUCCAUCAUGAUCAGGCCAGCGAGGAACUUGUGAGCGCGUCUUCAGCAGCACCGCCAGGAUAGAUAUAACAGAUGGUUCUAGUUUGUCAUAAUGAGGGACAUGAACUGAAUAAGAAGCUGUGGACUUGGACUUUCCCGUGGGACCUAAGGAAAGAUAUUCGCCAUUAGAAUCUAUUGUAAAAUGGAAACUAAAAAUGUUCUAGUGUCCAAAUAGCAUCAUCCAGGUAUUACUUCUAGGAUCUUGAUGUGUUAAAAACAAAAUAUUCAGUUCACCUCCUAGAGUAUCUGAAGCAGGAUAUUAUUUUGCUCAAUUACUGCAGUUCUCGAGAGGGGGAAGGGAGGGGAAUAAGAUACAAUUAUCCAUAAUAAUAACCUAACCUAACCUAACCAUAACUGGAUGACUUAAGAAUAUCUAUAAUUAAAAUACACCCUCUAACGUGCUGUUAACUUACAAAUGUAUCAAUUAUAUGUCGUAAAUACUGAAGCAUUUCUUGUAUAUUCUCAUGUGUACAUUCACUAAUUCUGUAAAUAAUAUUCUUCAUGUCACGAAAAAUAAUGAGUAUGUGAGACUUAGAGUAUAAACGAAAUAAAUAUAUCUUGUUUAUA
Molecule: messenger RNA, 1945 nt
Organism: Homarus americanus (American lobster)
Lineage: Eukaryota; Metazoa; Arthropoda; Malacostraca; Decapoda; Nephropidae
Product: techylectin-5A-like
Exons: 1
Coding region: 183-1373 (396 amino acids)
Source: RefSeq, a predicted model, not a curated record